AUGGCCAAUGUCGUCGAACAUUUACAGUCCGCCCGUCUCCCGAGAUUCGUCCUAUCAUACUUUGAUCCUGGCAAGUCACUCUCUUCGGCCGACAACGACAGCAUCCUCAGUCAGAUCAUCCGGAGCCUGAUUUGGCAAUAUUCCAAUGUUCACCCUCCCAUAGCACGCUCAAUGGUGGAGAUAAUCAACAGGACGAAGUUUGUGACCAGCCUGGAUCUCUGGAAGAACCUUGUCGUGGAAAACGAGACAAGGAAGAUGAGCAACCACACGCUUUAUAUCCUCAUUGACGAUUCCUUUCUGGCGGAAGGCAGUGAUCCCUUGCUACCUUUACUUCAUUCUGCUCAGGGUCCGGAAAAAAGCCAUAAGAUCAAAUUCUUAAUAACCUCAACUCCUAGACGGCAGCAACGCUUACUGGAGGCUGGCAUGAAGAUCAAGGCCAUAAACAUUGCUUUGCACAGCCAGGUGGACAUUGAAACAUAUGUCAAGGCCCACCUGAGCCGAAUGGAGUCUCUGGCGGAUACUUCAAACAGCAUUGUGAUGAGCUAUCGGAACCGGAUUGUUACCGAGCUAUGUGUUAAAAGUCGAGGCAAUUGGACUACCGUCAGCAAUAUACUGGAUCUCAUCCGACGGCAAAGUCGCAGCCCUGGAGCAAUUGAUGGGAUCCUGAGAGUACUAGACAAACAAGCUUCUACAUCCAGCCUCAUUCUUCGCCAACUGGAGCGAGAUUUGAGCGACGAUGAAGUUCUUGAGGUGGACACUGUCAUCACCUGGAUAACCGCCGGGCUCCGACCCCUGACGCCGGAAGAAAUCAACACAGUGGUGUUGAUUUCCAGGGGAAACCGGUGGUUUGACGAUUUCUCAUCUCGAAUGAAACGGUACCCGAUUUUUGAUACCAACCAGGUGGGAGAAGUGGGUUGGCGAUCGCCAGACAUUGAGGCCCUUCUCCCUAUCCACCAGUUCCGCAGCACAGCCCAGAAAGAUGUCGAUCCUGUGUUGGACACAGAAAUCAAUAUUAUCACUCAUUCUCUCCGCAACAUUUGCCCCGAGCCACUGUUCGAAAAAUAUGAAUUCGGGCGUUUCCUGGAGGAAAAGCGCCGUCAUGGCCCUCGCGCCCAACACCAGCCCCGAAUUUACAUUGACAAAGUUAACGGGAAUCCUCAUAUUGCGCUGGUGUGCUUACAAGCACUCAUUAAUGGAUCUGAGACAUCAUCAUUGGUAUAUUAUGCGGGGCAGUACCUCCUGCAGCAUUUGGCACGCACUGAUCUUGAUCAUGUCGAUCCAGCUUUGAAAUCGCAGGUGAAGAGACUACUCGCAGAGCUCUUCAUCAGUGAGACAGCCAUGAUGACCUUCUUCUGCAUCUCCAGGGACAUAGCCAACGAUGCAGUAUGGAGCAACGGUCACGGUAUCGGGCAGAGAAGGUGGCUAGAGGCCAUCCGGAAAGAAUGGCUAUACAGCGAUCUUGGCUGCACGGAGCUCUCUCGAUGGUUCAAGGACGGGCCUCCGGCGACUCCAGGGCUGAGUGAGAGCGCUCUCAAGAUUAUCACAGCGUUUGCCAACGGUCAGGCAAAUCGAUAUGACUUGCUCUACGAUACGGCACUGAAGUUGAUCUCACUGGACACUGUCCGCAUGGGAAACUUUAACCUGCCCGUCCGGUCGACAACUAUCUGUUUCCUAGUAGGACUUCAAGCUCGAAACUCUGGAAAGCACAUAGAAAAUGAUGAUCUUGUGGACCUCAACGAUGUCUCCUUGGAUGACUUAUUGAGGGUCGAGCGACGGAUGCUUGAGGUCUAUCAGGACACGUACUCAACGUUCAUUCCGUUCUUCAACGUCUUCAUGAGCACCCUUUUUUUCUUUUUUGGCGAAAAGGCCCAGGAUCGCAGUGAAGAAGCCAAAAGAUCAUUUGCAGAUGCGAGCAGGGAGCGUCUCCACCGAGCUCAGGAUGCUGCACCUACUGAUGACAUCCGCAUCAUGGUGAGUAUGGCUAUUGUGGAGAACAGCCCAGAGAUGUCUAUCCCUCUGAUGGAAGGUUAUGUUGAAAUGAUUGAGAAUGAGGGUGUGGAGGGUAUUGAAAAGACCAAGCUGAUGAUUUAUUGCUCGUCACUGAUGGGCUUGGCAAGGGAAUACUGGAAACAAGCCCCCGAUAAACGGGAAAAGGCAAGACAUUUCUAUCAAAGGGGGGUGAGGAUGGGGCUUUAUGGCACGAAAUCCUAUCUAUCAACUAUGGUGAUGCAGUAUAUUGAUGAUAAAGAUUGGCCUGGGAUAAUUGCCAUUUUUGACAUCGUCAACUCCAGUCACAAAACAUGGGAGCGUGGAACGAUGCCCUGGUUUAUUAGACCUCUCAUAGCACCUGGCACCCACCUUGCUAUGAUCCAGGCGGCCAUUCAGAGCGGAAACAUGGCAUCAAUCUUCAGCAUUCACGAUACACUUUUGCAGCUCGCUGAGGAGGAGCAAGAUACAGAUGCUGUUUUUGGACUAAGACGAACGUAUGGUUUGAUCCUCCACGGAAUCGGGUCCAGCCUCAACACGGAAAGAUAUUCGGAACGCGCCAUUGGAAUGCUGGAACGAGCCCUGGGCGGCCCUGUCCCGGUACAGAGAGGCUUAUAUCAAGUCUCUGGAGAGGACGUUGGUAUCGUCAUCAGUACAUUAGCCGAGCUCUACUUUCAGCAGCAUGUGAACAACAACAAGGACAGAGUCUGGAGUGACAAGCUGGAGAGACUGGUAGAAGAUCAUGAUACAACCAAAAACCCGCCCGCUGCGAGAUGCCUGGCAGCAUAUUACAUGAGACAUCGACAAAUAUCCAAGGCCAGGGAAGCAGUGCAGGAGCUUGUUCGGAUGGGCUUGGAAAUGCUUUCGGAUCACGACCCUUCAAAUGACCGCCUAGCGUUCCAGCUUCUUUUCACAGCCAUGAGCCCUCUGGAUGAAAGUGAGAGAGUAGCUUCAAUUGCAAAGGUCCAAUGCCUUAUUGCUAGAGAGAAGUGGACGGCCGCUGGCAGCACUACUAGCCAUAUUGCUAGUGAUGCAACCUGCAAUGAGGAAAACAACAGGGCCGAAGGGCCUAAGAUAGAGAUUGCGCCUCAACCCUCAUCUCAUGGCCAUGUGGACUACAUCUGCCACAAGUGCCAAGGGCCCGGGUGUAUUUCUUCAGGAAUGUGGAUGGCCACAAAUGGCGUAAAGGACAUUUUUUGGGAUGCUGUCUGCUACAAGAAACUGCAGCAGAUACCAUCCGCCCUGAAGUCAUGGGAGGAAUGGAGGUUUACUGAGGUCACAAAGAUGGAGAUGGAUGAGCUUCCAAACACUCUUAUCCCUGUUGGGUCACAGACUAUAUUAUUGAAGGAAUGGAAGAAGAGAUUAAGGGAGGCAUACUGCAGUGGCACAGAGGUUAUGGAUGCAUCACCUAAUACUUAG
Messenger RNA from Penicilliopsis zonata CBS 506.65, 3405 nucleotides. RefSeq lists its product as hypothetical. The record is from RefSeq and is a predicted model, not a curated record. The transcript is spliced from 2 exons. NCBI's taxonomy places the organism in Eukaryota, Fungi, Ascomycota, Eurotiomycetes, Eurotiales, Aspergillaceae. Bases 1 to 3405 code for a protein of 1134 amino acids.